Elephantulus edwardii (Cape elephant shrew) is the source of this 432-nucleotide messenger RNA. RefSeq names its product ubiquitin-conjugating enzyme E2N (gene UBE2N). The annotation marks the transcript as partial. The transcript has 3 exons. NCBI's taxonomy places the organism in Eukaryota, Metazoa, Chordata, Mammalia, Macroscelidea, Macroscelididae. The record is from RefSeq and is a predicted model, not a curated record. Gene Ontology annotation, molecular function: ubiquitin conjugating enzyme activity. Gene Ontology annotation, cellular component: nucleus. Gene Ontology annotation, biological process: protein K63-linked ubiquitination; DNA damage tolerance.
UAGGAAACCCAGCGUUUGCUGGCAGAACCUGUUCCCGGGAUUAAAGCAGAACCAGAUGAGAGCAACGCUCGUUAUUUUCAUGUGGUCAUUGCUGGCCCCCAGGAUUCCCCCUUUGAGGGAGGGACUUUUAAACUUGAACUAUUCCUUCCAGAAGAAUACCCAAUGGCAGCUCCUAAAGUACGUUUCAUGACCAAAAUUUAUCACCCUAAUGUAGACAAGUUGGGAAGAAUAUGUUUAGAUAUUUUGAAAGAUAAGUGGUCCCCAGCACUGCAGAUCCGCACAGUUCUGCUUUCGAUCCAGGCUUUGUUAAGUGCUCCCAAUCCAGAUGAUCCACUAGCAAACGAUGUAGCGGAGCAGUGGAAGACCAACGAAGCCCAAGCCAUAGAAACAGCUAGAGCAUGGACUAGGCUAUAUGCCAUGAAUAAUAUUUAA